AUGACAACAGCCCUUGAGCCAGCUCUUGUCGACCAGACACUCGUCUCCUACCUUGUCGAACGCCUCCUCUUCGACUCUAUCCAACAAAACAGCAAAUCCACCGGCAGCUCCUUCUCACCUAUACUGCUCAGCACAAGGUUUGCUUACAUUGCUCAAUACUACCACCAUCUCACCAUGAAACAGACCCACCGCUGGCGUGGCAGAGCCAUCACCCGCCUCGGCCUUAACACCGCAUCUGGUGUCAUAUCCUACAUUUCCAACAACCGAACCCGCUUCAACAUCCUUCCCGAGCGACUCACCGAGAAGCUUGUCCUUGGUGACGAGUCUAUCGCCGAGGUCUGUCAGUUCAUCUACUGCACCUAUGUCUUACAGGGUACCGACCUGGUUGAGAUCCGAAGAGGGUUCGUGACCCUUGUCCCGGAGCCUUACCGAGAGGAGAUUGAGUUCUUGAUGGGGAUGCUGGAGAGAAAUGGUCUGUUGGAGUCGUCGCAUCUGGAGGUCGUCAUUACCAGUAACGAGUACCUCGUUGACCUGCGGCAGUCCAAAAUUCACCAUGAUGCCGCUGAUGAUUAUAUUCGGAAGCUUGAAGCAGAACGCCCACAGGACUCGAUCCGACAGCGCAAGCAGCAGCAGCUCGUCGAUGCUGUCCAAGAGGCCACGUCGACGGAUGCCAUUAUCCUCAGCUCCUGGGCACAAGGGAUCCAGAUCUCGGACUAUGACCUCGAACUGUUGCUGGUCGAACGGCCACCUGACAGCUCUGUCACCGCAACCUUAGAGUCUAACGAAAAAGGCCAGGAACAGUCAACCUCCCACCGCAGUACCGACGAGGAGCUGGUCGAGAGGCUCAUGAGGAUGACCAUCGGAAAGCAGCCCCCAUCGGGCCAGGAGCGCGUCCGCGACAUCUACGCAUUGGCGACCACGAUCAAGAAUGCUGGCUUCAGGUCUGUGGUCGCGGUCAAGCGAUAUGUCGAUGUCACCUGCAACCUCAAUCCUCAUUACGUCUGCUUCUACGAUCCGAGGACCCAACUGACCUGCCAAGUCACCCUGUACAGCCCCUCGGAUCUCAGUACUCGUAACCUCCUCCAAGCCUACGCUGAAAUCGACACCCGCAUCGAACCGUUUAUCUUUGCGGUCCAGAGGACACUGGACAACCAUGGUCGCUCCCAUGAGGCCCUGGGAAACUUUGCGGUUGCCAUGAUCGCGAUCCACUUCCUGCAGACCAAGGGUAUCCUUCCCAAGCUGUUGCAUCAGCAGGGCCGACGCGUUGACUUUGGGUUCUUUACAGGCAAGGCCGAAAAUGCGCUCCCAAAGAAUCCAUCUCAGGACUCUACAGGCUAUGCCGCUGAUCAUAAUCCUACCACUACUUCCUCAGCCCAGGCCAAGCCCAAGGCCAACAUCAGGGUCCGACAUGGUCGUAAAAAACAGCAACCACCGCAGAGCGUUCGGACUGCUUCUUCUGUUGGUGGGUCUACUGCUUCUGGCGGUACUACUUUCAGAGGAACAGCCAGUGGCCAGACUGCGACAUCUUCAGGCGUCCGGGCCAUCUCCUGUGCCUACGACACCGAGCUGGCAAAAGUAAGACCCUUUGACAAGAGUGUCAGCCGAAAGUCGGUCACGGACCUGGCGGUGAGCUUUUUCACCUAUACGGCGGAAAAGUUUCAAGAUUGGGAAGACCGACUGGUCCCAGGAGGAGAUCUGAUACCGGACCACACGCUUGUCGGCGCAAUUGACCACGAGGGCAAGCGAUGCAGCAUGUUCAUUCCCGGGACGGCUGUUAUAUGCCUCCCGCAAAAGUUCUCCGGUCUCGUCGUCCAGGAUCCCUUCGUUCUGGACCGCAACCUGACCUGGUUGUGUACCGGAUGGCGGUUCAUGAACACCAGCAAGGCCUUUCAACGAGCCCAAACUACCGUCUCAUGCAGCCACACGGGAGCCGAUACCCACCAGGAACUGAUUGAGGCGCUAAUUGAACAGGCCGAAAUUGAGGAGGAGAUGCAGUACGAAUUUGAGACUGGUCAGCCUGGAUAUGCGUCCAACCUCAGGAUCUAUGAUGCGUGGGAUGACUUUGGCGAUUCGGUCACCAGCCCUCGACAGCUUCGGGAUAUAGCUGAAAAGAUGAUUGUGGGCAGCAUCCAGGAUCCUCACUUCUGA
This is a messenger RNA of Linnemannia hyalina, 2148 nucleotides long. Lineage: Eukaryota; Fungi; Mortierellomycota; Mortierellomycetes; Mortierellales; Mortierellaceae. The record is from the annotation of a GenBank genome assembly.